Didymodactylos carnosus is the source of this 555-nucleotide messenger RNA. NCBI's taxonomy places the organism in Eukaryota, Metazoa, Rotifera, Eurotatoria, Philodinida, Philodinidae. The record is from the annotation of a GenBank genome assembly.
AUGGGUAGUAGAUAUCUGCUAGGCACAGCUCCAAAACCGAUUAAAGGAAAACCUUUAAGUAAUACGAGACUGGAUAAAUUAGCCCAAAUAAGUGGACUUAAGAAAGCUGAAGUCAAAGAGUGGCAUGAAGGUUUUAUUGUAUGUUUAUUUUACCAAUUUUUCCCAACAGCUAAGGCUGAAAAGUUCUCCGAAUAUGUUUUCAAGACAUUUGACACUGACGGGUCAGGAGAAGUGGACUUUGAUGAAUUUCUUAUUGCUAUAAGCCUAACAGCAAAACAAGAUCCGAAACAAAAGCUGGACUGGGUCUUCUCUCUGUAUGAUCUGGACAACAAUGGAUAUAUCGAGAAAAAAGAAAUGAAUAAAAUAAUGGAGGCUAUCUAUGAUUUGAACGGCGAAGAUAAGCACGGUCCAAAUCCACCGAUUAAAAAAGUUGAACGAAUAUUUUCAAAACUGGAUAAAAAUCAAGAUUAUAAAUUAUCCAAGGACGAAUUUAUUAAUGGUUGUUUGAUGGACGAACAUCUCAAUCGUUUACUCUCACCGUCCAUGGCAACAUAA